This is a messenger RNA of Phytophthora infestans T30-4, 3696 nucleotides long. Its product is annotated as phosphatidylinositol-4-phosphate-5-kinase (Pi-PIPK-D9/GPCR-PIPK). Gene Ontology annotation, molecular function: G protein-coupled receptor activity; phosphatidylinositol kinase activity. The record is from RefSeq and is a predicted model, not a curated record. Gene Ontology annotation, biological process: G protein-coupled receptor signaling pathway; cell surface receptor signaling pathway; phosphatidylinositol metabolic process. The transcript has a single exon. The coding region runs from base 1 to 3696 and encodes 1231 amino acids. Gene Ontology annotation, cellular component: membrane. NCBI's taxonomy places the organism in Eukaryota, Oomycota, Peronosporomycetes, Peronosporales, Peronosporaceae.
AUGCCAGCGCCUCGACGAGCGCUGCGUCCUCCAAGUCCCGCACCAACCAGCGACUCCAACUGCACCAGUCCGCAGUAUCAGGCCAUCUCCACGCCUACACGAACGAGUACGCAAGAGUUCGACUUGCUAGCGGACGAGGUGGCACGUAGUCGCAGUCACUCGCACGCUCUAUCGGCAAUCUUAGGGGCCAACGGUCGCGUCUCAGUGUCGGCCUCGACGUCCAUGGACUGGAGAACAUCCAGCCACGUGCAACUGCAACUGGCAACUUCUACGACACAAAUCCAACGCGAGCAACUCGUCGAGAACGAGGAGAAAACGGAACUUCCCGUCCGACUAGUGAACUGGCGACGACAGCGACGACGCUGGAGGAAAAUCCUCUUCUGGGUCGGCGCCGUCGCCCUCUUUCUCGGCGUUUUCGCAUUAACUUUCGCAGCUCCAAAGCAAGUGGAGACGUUGGCGCCGAUCGUAUUGGGGGCCGGCUUGAGUCUGCUGUCGACGCUGCUAGUGCUCGUGUCGUUUCUAAGACGACGGCGAAUGAGGAGGAGACCCAACGAGCUGCUGGCGUUUGUGGCGCUGAGUGAGUUUGGCCUGGCGACGCUGACGCUCGUCCACGUCCUCACGUUGUGUAGUGCAGAGGACGGAAGUUGCCGUCCAAUGGGGAUGGCCAUGUGCAGCGUCUCUGCAGGUCUAGAGAUGUUUCUGUUGCUAGCAGGGGUGGGGUGGUUUGGGGCGGCAAUUCUGCAUCUCUUUGUGUCGGUCUCGAACCCUUUUGCCAGCUACAAGAGGCAACUCGUGCUCUAUCACGUGGUCGUCUGGGGUCUCUCGUUAAUUGCCAGUGUGGCAACCCCGUUGAUACUUUUCACGAGUCAUUCGCAAGACCAACCCCCACUCACUGACGUACAAGUUUGUCGCAUGGUGGCAUUGAUCUUGCCGUUGUUGCCGACGGACGCUGGCAAGUCUGUAGCUCUGCGAACACGCCGAUUGGCGCAAUGGCAGACGCUGAAUCUCGAGUUCUGGGGCUUGUUAGUCGCUAUCGUCGUGUUUGUAGUCGUCGCUGCUCAGCUGAGUCUCGUCGUGGGCUGGUGGCGCUCCAAUAGCGGCACGAUCAUCGCUCUGAAGGCUCGUCGUCGCCUUAUGAAGCGGAUGGCCAUCUACGUACACGCCCUCAACGCCAUGUGGCUCGUUCUCUUGGUCGUUUUCUUCGUCUAUCGCUCCAAUGCGAGCGCUCUAAGCUACGUACACGUGCAAAGCGCCAGUCAGCCCACAGACGGAGGGAUGAACAUUUUGAACGCCUUGUUCCACUUUGUACUAACGGGCAAAGGCUUCGUCACUGGCGUCGUGUGGCUCAGUGUCAAUAAGCCUUGCUGUGCAUUCGGCCUCGUGCUCUGUGGUCUGCAUCAAUGCAAAGACAGCGACGACAGUCCGUCGUUAGGACAGUCCGCGUCAGGAUCGUCCCAGUCCGCGUCCAUAUCCGGGUCUUGUAACCGAGAUAUCGGGGCGCCGAGAGCGAACCAGGCCGCGAUCCUGUCUGAAACAGUCGUGUCCAUGGAGGCAGGAGUGCUGGCUCCACACGAGACGCCCAUGCUGUCGCCGUCAUCGACUCUGUCGAACUUUGAGGCGCACGAAAGCGUGCGAGAGAGCAACGCCGUCCGGCCACACGACCCACACUCUUUACCAACAUUCUCAUCCGUGUUAGAACCAGCGGCGGUGGCUCGAUCGAGUCGCUCGUCCUCCUCGUCGUACGAAGCGUCCACCAUGGAGUCGUACGAGGCCUCGCAGAACAACGAAACACUGCAGCGCGAGAUUAUUUAUUACACGGUCUGUGGCAUCACCAAGGCCAUCAUUCGCUCGGCCGAGCGCGCACGAUCUUCCGCAGAGUCCGGAGCCGUCACGGGAGAAGAGAACGUCGCCAAUACACGAGAUCGCGACGCUGGAUUGGUGGAGACGACGCUGUUUGUAGGCGCCGAACGGGACUCGACACUCGUCAACAGCUCGUUCAUUUCACACGUGCAGAACGUGACGAUCCUCUCGUCUCCUCGAGCGUAUUGCGAGUCGCGCGUGUCACUUCCCGCCGCGUCUCUGCGUCGAUCGCUUCAGGUAGCGACGUUCGAGGACGACCGAGUGUACAGGCCGCGUCCGACGUCGUUCACGGCGGCCUCCACGCUGGAAUACUCGAGUAUCUGGCGUCAACCUCAUCGCCAGCACAGUCAGAGUCAAGAGAACCCAAGCGCGCGACUCAGUCUGACAGCGAGUAGCGUCAUGUUCCGCACGUUCCAGCAGCCAGGCAGGUUCUCGUUGUAUCCGGUCUCUCAAGUCCCUUUCGAGUUGUUCGAGCAGGAGAUUGAGCUGCAAAGCACCAGAUCUUCAGUCGACGAGCCCGCGGAAACGAGAUCCACACGCUCCGCCGUGUUCGCCGGCUUGCGUCGCACUGCCACGUCCGCUUUCAGUCAAGGACGAGGUGUGUUCCGAAGUCGAAGUGGCAGUACGGAACCUGCCGAUUCCUCGAGUACCGCGGUGACUCGGGAAUUCCUUCCGGACGAUCCGAAACCCAAAGUGUUUGUGGACUAUGCUCCACGUGAGUUCAGAGCGAUCCGACUGGCAUUCGGAUUGUCGGAUGAAAAAUACUUGGCGAGCUUCCGAACCACAGCAAAGGAGCGAGUAAGCGCGGGAUCAAGUGGCGCGUUCAUGUUCUUCUCGGGAGAUAACUCGCUGCUGGUCAAGAGUUUGAAGGAGAAGGAAUGUCGAGCUUUGGUGGAUAUGGCGCCAGCGUACGCGCGCUACCUGACAGCCAACCCUCACUCGCGUCUAAUCCGGUUCUUUGGCUGCCAUCGCGUUCGUCUUUACGGUCGCAACUUCUACUUCGCCGUCAUGUCGAACGUGCUGCAUAGCGAGCGUCACACGGCCACGAUCACGGAGAAAUACGACGUCAAAGGCUCGUGGGUGGAUCGUCGUGCGCGUCGUCCUCAACGCGGUGAUCGCGUCACGUGUGCGGAGUGUGACGCGACGUAUAUUUUCGACGAAGGGGACUCGCCCAUGGACACGGAUGAUGACCGCGUCUCGACGGAUGACCACAGCGUCCCGCAGUUCCCUUUCCAUGUCCAUCGUCCCGACAUCGUCUUGAAAGACUUGGACUUGGAACGCUCGCUGCAAUUACCUCGACACAUUGCGGUUCAUCUACACGCUCAGCUAGUUUCCGACUGUGAGUUCUUACGAGAUCUUGGGAUCAUGGACUACUCGUUGCUCAUUGGCAUCCACAAGUGCCACUUUCGACAGGGUAAUGCGAGUGGAAAUAGUGGCAUUUCGACCGACUUUGACGAAGUUUUCAACCGCGAGUUGCACUUGGAUGGCCCCAAUAGCGGCGUGAACCUUGCGCCUUUGGGAGAGAAGGAAGUGUACUUUGUGGGCAUCAUUGACAUUCUCCAGCAAUGGGACUGGGAGAAACAGUUUGAAAAGGCCGGAAAAGUGCUGCUGGGCAAGUCUGCGCGUGGGAUCUCGGCCGUCGCACCGAUUGCUUACUGUCGACGCUUCCAAGCACGUUGCGCCCAGAUUUUACUCGGAGGGCCAGCUCCAGAGACUCUGGAUCCGGAUACUGAAGUCGACCCGAAUACUGUGAACGCCAACGAGUCCAAGUCCCGCCCAAACUCGAAGAAUGUCAAGGAGAUGGCGAUGACCGACCUUAUCAGUGACAGUGCAUAA